CUACUUCGACCUGUGAUGCUCUUUUCUUCUUCCCUCGCAAUUUCGACUCCACCAUCCUCACCGAUUUUGGUUGCAAUUUCUACUCUCUUCAACCUCAACCUUCUGGAUUCCCUCACUCUCACCGGAUUGACUUCAAUGUCCUUGGAACCUCCACUACUACUACUACUACUCCACUCAUCAAAGAAUCCGCUGGAUUAUCAGACGCUCCUCUUCCUUUCCUUUCUAAUCCUUGUCUCUCUUUCAACUCCAGCGGUUCUGUCAUAUAUAUCACGGUCUGAAGUUGUAGCUGAACUUGCUUUCAUCUUCAGUUUCUAUCACUAUUUAAAGGUUUUCAUCAUUAUUCAUUUGGUGGCUAAAUAUUACUCAUGGAGAACUUAAG
Cucumis sativus (cucumber) is the source of this 379-nucleotide messenger RNA. RefSeq lists its product as uncharacterized. Bases 16 to 378 code for a protein of 120 amino acids. The record is from RefSeq and is a predicted model, not a curated record. Lineage: Eukaryota; Viridiplantae; Streptophyta; Magnoliopsida; Cucurbitales; Cucurbitaceae. The transcript is spliced from 4 exons.